Messenger RNA from Magallana angulata, 812 nucleotides. RefSeq lists its product as uncharacterized. The record is from RefSeq and is a predicted model, not a curated record. The transcript is spliced from 4 exons. Lineage: Eukaryota; Metazoa; Mollusca; Bivalvia; Ostreida; Ostreidae. Gene Ontology annotation, molecular function: actin binding. Bases 80 to 502 code for a protein of 140 amino acids.
GUGUUUUCCCGUCGCAUGGCCGACAAAACACGGAAGCUACUAAUGAGAUACAAAUGGUGAAGGUGAUUUUUUCAUCGUCAUGGCUGGACAAUAUUUGGAUAUUUCAGACGAAGUACUACAAAUGCAUAAUGAAAUUAGAGAGAAUGGGAAAUAUAACUACAUGAUAUGUAAGAUUAAUCGUGAACGGUUGGUUAUUGAACAUAUUGAACAACUCGACGACUUAGAAGGAAAUCAGCCUUACCAAGCCUUCCUGAGAACUUUAUCGGCCAAACAGGAAUUUAGAUACGGAUUUGUCGUCUACAACUUAAACAAAGACAAUAACCUCUUACGGAAAACUGUGGGAGUCAUGUGGUUACCAACAUUUCAGAUGAAGAAGAAAUUCAAACAAACCGCAUCAACUCUCAAAGACGUUCUUUCUGCGGAUUUAUUCCUGGAAGCCAUCACAGAACUAAGUCUUAGUAGCAUAUGCAUUGAAUCCGGUUUUAGAAAAUUCGGUGAAUGAGUAAAUGAUUAAUUUAGUUGUGUUCAAUCAAAUUGUUGAAUAGGUUUUUUCUCAGUUUCAUGAAUGAAGCUGUUGCGUGUAUUUCCUGUUAAAAAGUUAAGAUUGUGGAAAAUCUUAACUGCAAAAUUAAAGCCACCGUAAGACUCAAAUUGGAAUUUAAAAGACUUUUAUAAAAUUGUAUUUUUUUUGGAGAAAUGUUUAUUAAUAAAUCAUUAAUUAACUUAUGAAUCAUGACGACUACAUAAGGUCUUUUAAACAGCUGAAUAUAACUGUAUAAGAUAAUAUGUGUAAAACGUUCAUCAUAAUAGUA